CCAAAAUGCACUUUAACAAACAAUUUUUCUUUCAAGAAAAUUCAACAUCAAUGAAGAACAAAUCUAGAAGUACACACUUUUUAUACACACUCUUACAAAAGUACACACUUUUAUACACACUCUUACACACUCGUGUAUGUGUGGACGUUUUUUUUUGUCUAUCUCAGAUAAAACGUACUUCCUCCGUUCUUAAAUAAAUGCAACGGUCAACAUUUAACACUUGUCGAGACACAACUUUGACCAUUAAUAUAAAUGAUUUUGUAUUAGUAAAAAAAUUAAAAAAAUUAGAUUAUGAAAAUUUACAAUGAGACAAGUUUAACAAUAUUUUUUUCAUAAAAUAAUAUUAUUACAUUGAUAAAUAAAACGUAGUUAAAGUAGAACAUGUGAAUAGUGUAAAAGUCAAAGUGUUGCAUUUAUUUAAGAACGGAGGUAGUAUUUGACAAACACGUUUUGUCUGAGACAGACAAAAAAACGCCCACACAGACACGAGUGUGUACACAAAUGUGUAUCCCAAGUCCAUCUCUAUCGGUCAAUUACUUUCCAAAUUUUUCCUAUACCAACCAUGACCAAUAUGAUAAAGAUCGCACAAGCAUGUCAAUUCUUAUCAAAGGGUAAGUAAAUACAGAAACCCAUGGUCCCUAAGAGAAUCCAAGUUCCAGUCAUCUGACUCAUCUGUUACAAAGUUCAGUUCAAAGCUCAACUCAACAUCACAGACUGAAUGACAGUCAGCCAAAGAACAUACCACUGCCUGCUGAUCUGCUCCUGCUACCACUUGGUUCAUUCAUCUUUUUCAAAAUUAUUGCAUGAGCCAUCCUUAUAUCCUUGCUGCACUUUUCUGCAUGUUCACUCAGAACCUCUAUGGUUUCCAUAAAAGCACUUACCUUCUUCUUGAUGUCCUCCACCACACCACCCAUCCCCUCCCCCCUCUGCUCCAUAGCAAAACCUGCAUUCCCCAACAAUUCCUCAAUCUGAAUCUGCAAUUUAUCCACCAAAACCUGGACAUUCUCCAGAUCCUGAAUCACUGUAAAGCUGCCAGCUUCAAUCGCAGUCAAGAUCUCCCUUUCCCUCUUCAGAUCCUUCUCGUACUUCCUCCACAUAUUGUUGAUCCAUUUCCCCACACUCCCCAGUGGUACAGAUGCCGCCGCCGCAAGAGCCGUCACCACCGGCGGCGCCGUGACGGCCGCGGCCACCACUGAGCAAAUUAGCACAGAGACGAACACGGCCGCGAAGAUUGCGUUGGAAAGUCUCUUCCAAGACUUGACCUUGUGGAGUUUCUUGUCAAGUCUCCUCUUUUUCGCUCUCAGGGCACCCAACAUUGAUUCUUGCUGUCUGUAAACGGAAUGGAACAGCGAGAAGAACUUCUGGGUGAAUGGGUCCCCAGCUUCCUUGAAUUUCUUGAACUCUUCUAAGGUGUUUGAGUACAGUCGGGUCGGAUCGUGACCCGGGCAAUUAAUCCGGGCGUUUUCUUCUUCCUCGAAUCUCUGUAGGGCGCAUUUGAGUAUGGACUGACUGUGGUAGGCCCUCCGAAGAGCUUCUUCCAGGGCGGUGCAGAAAUUCAUGGUGUGGCGGCUGUUUUCCAGGUAGUCAUUCACCAGAUCAAAGAGGUCUGGGUCUUUCCAGACAUCUUUCUUGCUUUCAAGAAUCAGGCUCACCACCUCCUGGUUCAUGUCGAGGAAGCACAAUGUGACUUCCCGGAGAGAAUCGAGGGAGAGAGACCGGUGGUCGAGGAGGUUGCCGGCGACUGAGUUAAUGGCUUUGGUUGUUCGAGCCUGGAGAGUUGAGUCGAAUGCCCGGAGGCUCGAGUCCUCUUCGCACGCCGUCUGGUACGAGCUCAAAUCGGAAGAUUCUUCUGAGACGGAGGCGCUCGCCGGCGGAGAAGGUGCGGAAGAAGGCGGUGAUUGUGGGAAAUGUGAGGAGUGGUUUCUUGAUUUGCUGGACGAAAGGCCCAUUUUUUCAGAAUGUGAGAAAGGGAUUGGCGAAUGUGGGCGGGGGUGGAGAGUUAAGAUGGGUGUGAAUGGAUUUGAAGCUUCUGCGACACGAGUAUGGAGCUGACAGAGGAGGACUAGCUGGGUAGAAGACGACAGACGAAGGGUAUAAGAGGAAAGUCCAGUUGCGUUCAUUAGUCGUUACUUCAUUUCUUGGGUUAUGUGAUUUAUUUUUGAGAAUAUUACCCGAAAUAGAAUUAAAAUAGUUUGAAAAUUUCAAAAUAGGACUUUCAUGUUUUUUAUUUCCAAAAGAGGAUUAAUUACUGUCAUGUUUUAGAAGUACCAGACUUCAAACAUGACAAUAUUUUCUAAACAUGGUAGUAAUUAGUCCUAUUUUGGGAAUAAAAAACAUGACAAUCAUAUUUUGAAAUUUUCAAACUGUUUUAAUCUUAGGGAGAAUUACUGAUAUAAGACUUAAUCAUAAUAACUUUCUAAAACUAGGACUAGAAGUAAGCGUAGGACUAAACUAUGCAUAUUUUGACCAUAGUACCCUUAAUUAUAACUUAGAUGGUAAAUCACCAUUAUUUCAUUUCAUUUUGAUGGAUAGUCUACCCGGGGGUAUAUAUCCGAAGGGUUAUUACGGGGAAUAACUUAGAGAGAAGUCAGAGCAAACAAGUAAGAGAGAGAGUGUAUAUUCGAUAUGUAUUAAGCGUGUUAUCACUUUUCAGCGUGGUUACAAAUGGGGAAACGGGGUGCUAUUUAUAGUAGCAAUAAAUGCCGGGCAGGGACACGUGUCAAGCGCUCAUUGGCCGAGGGGUCACCUCAACUGGUUGGCGCUGGCAGCCGCAUGUGGCCGCAUUUAAUGCGGCUGUUGGACGGGACGUCUGUGCGGGGUACGGUGAUCUGUACGCAUGUGAGGCAGAUAUCUUGUCGAGUGAGAGGCCUUCGGCUAUAGAGCAGUAACCGAGGGCUCUCCCACCCGAUGGCACCCUGGUGCCGAGGGCUCACAGUGCCGAGGGCUACUGUUUUCGCCGUUUUCUCCCAGUUUCCUAAUUUGCUUGAGAAACCCGCUCUGUGAUAAUUUGGAGCCUUCGGCCAGGGGGCCGAAGGCACCCCUGUGCGUUGUGCGGACUGCUUGGUACUCUGGGCGCUGUGAUUUGGGCCUGUUGGGCCUUUGCUGGAGUAGUAGGAGUCUGUGGGCCGGGGGUUCCCGGGCCAUAUACUCCAUCAGGAGUCCCUCACUCCUUUUGCCGAAAGGUACUUGAGAGAAAAGGAGUAAUUUGUGCUUGCCCUUUGAUGUUGUCAUGUCGUGGUCUCUGAAGUUGGUGAGGAGUUGUUGCUUUUAUGUCCCUUCCGAAGGCAGUCCCUCAGUUACCCACAUGUCGGGACUUGAGGGCUUGCUUUGUUGUUUGUUGGAAUUUCACAGAUUUUGUAAUUUAAUGAUUUUCCCGAGGGGGUCCUCCAGUCCCCCACUCCUUGAGGCACUUGUAAAGUGGUGAAAAGGAGUAAAGUAGUUACGUUGCUGUUGUGGGCCGAAGGCUGACGCUUUUCGUUUCAUUUUGGGGGGAUGACUCGUUAAAAACCUCAUUAGGAAAAACCCUUUGGGAAACAAUCCUAAUGAGGGAAAAAGAGUGCACCGAAUUCCCCCAAUGAUGAAUCGAAAAUGUCAAACCUUGGUAAAAAAAUGGAGAAUGGCGGGAAUGCCGAAAGCUCUCUCUUCUGAGGGCUCCUGUGUUGAUUAGCCGAAGGCUUGCUGUUGAUGUCCUGGUGGCGCCGAAGGGGAACCCCUCAAUCCAGGGAUCGAGGGCCUGCCAGAUGAGGGCAGCAGUGAAGUGGUUACCGGGGGGGUCCACUGUUUGUUGAUUAGUUGGUGAUGAAGAUACCCGAGGGCUCCCAUUGCCUGUGUGUCAUGGGUCAUCCGUCAAUGAGGCCACUCCCCGGGGGCUACCCGGUUUUGCAAUGCUGAGGGGGAAUCCCCGACGGGUCCCCUGAUAUGCAACCCUGGGGAUCUGAAGGAGUGAUCCCGAAGGCGUCUGUUAUGUGCUGUGUGGGGCGCAACCCGGGGGCACUUCUGAGUGAUUGUACCCGGAGGCUAUCCUUGAUGAAGUGGAGUGAAGUAGAAAACCCGGGGGCUUCCAGAAUAUAGCCGUUGGAAAUAUAGCCGUUGGAAUACGUAACGACAGGAUAUAGCCGUUGGGGGGGUGGCACACGUGGCGUGUGAUGGCUGGCUGUCCGUGGGCGGCAUCACGGGUUGGGUGAAGAUGCGGUGUGUAAUGAUGGCGUCCAUCCGGAGGCCCGGUUUUCGGGCCCAAGCCCGGACUCUGGGGUCUAUAAAUACCCCGGAGCCAGAGCUAUUCCUUCUUUACGCGUUCAAAAAUCCUUAGCGAAGCUCUGCCAAAAAUUCUAGAGAGAGAAACUCGAGCCCUCGGUCACAACACUUCCAGAGGUUAGUUCUCCCUUCGCUCCUCAACACUUUUUGCAAGUUCCACCCUCUGGCCUUAGUUUAGGGUUAGGGUUCCGUAGAAAUCCUUCGAAACUUUAGGCACAUUUUUUUGGCAAAGAAUGUCGUCCGAGAGUGAUUCCCAGAAUAUAUCGAGGGAGCCCUCGGUUGAGGAUGAGGUUGCUUCCGAUGUCGAGUCAAGCAGCAGUGCACCCUCGGUUGCCGACGACGAAGCGGUGGCCUUGGAGUUGCAGAAGGCCCUGGCUGCUGAGGUGGAUGCCGAGGGCUUCGAACAGGAGUGCGAAGAUGAAGAACUAGCCCUCGCGUGUCAGGUGGCGGAGGACGAAGCUCAAAAGGAGGCGAUGAUGGUUACUGUUGCUGUGCCACCCCCUCGGACUGACUGUGGUGAGCCUAGCACCUCCAGGCCGUUGGACCCGACGCCUCUGAGGAUAGCCCCUGGUAAAAAGAAGACAAAGUCGCAGAGGGCUGCCCCUAAGAAGAAGAGUGCGGCCGAUGGUGCCGGGGGGCCUGUUGAAAUGCCAGAGAGGUAUACCUGGCUAAACACCAAGGCCCUCGAUAUUAAGUCGAAGGCGGACAGGGCUGACUUGUACGUCACGCAGCUGCACGUUGGGCCCUCGGCCGUAGUGGUGGAGCCAAGCGUCGAUGAUCUGCUGUCCCGGCCUCCGGAGGGAUGCAUUGCCGUCCACAUCCUGUCAGUGUCCAUGGGCCUCCGGUUCCCCCUGCAUCCAUUCCUCCGGGAGUACCUCCGGUUUGUUGGACUCCUCCCCUGCCAACUUACCCCCAAUAGCCAUUCAUACAUUGCUGGCUUUCUGCACCUGUGCCGGACGAGGGGUGUCACCCCAAGCUUGGACCUCUUCUUUCAAAGCUUCAACUUGUGCCGUGGGGGGCACGCGAAUGCCGAAGGCUUCGCCAAUUUACAGCAGGUAGCAAAGUUCAAGCUGUUCACCGAGGCGCCCUCGUCCAAUAAGGGCUGGAAAGACAGAUGGUGCUACGUCCGGCUGGCCGAGAAUCCCUUCCCGAAGGAGCUACGGGGCCGCUUUCGGCGCCACGAGAGGGUGGGGAGUGCUGCCCUAGAGAAGGAUGGCCUGAAACUCACCAAGAUUCCGGAGGGCAAGACGAAGGUCGUGACGAUCAAAGAAUGCACCUUUGAGGAAGACUUGCAUGCCCUCGGGUUCCGACGGUACCGGUUCAUCGGGGAAGUAGAUGAGAAGUACCCUGUUUUCACUGAGGCCUUCGGGGGAGCAGGAGGUAGGCUACGAGGGCCCCUAGUCUCCUACUUAGGCAUUUUCAUUUUGCAUCCCGAUAGUUGAUUUUGGUAUGAACCCUUCGGGUUAACAUUCUCUUUGCUUUGUUUUGCAGGUAUGGAGGCUCUCUUCGCAAUGAAGAAGAAGAAGGAGAGGGCGCAAGCCCAGAAGAAGGAGAAGACGGAGCCCUCGGGUCAAAAGCCCAUUGAUGAGGUUUUCCCGAAGGAGACCGCAGAGCCUUCAGCUGCUGCUGCUCCCGUUACUGCGGCCGGGGGGCCGAAGGCUGAUGUGGCAGCCAAGAAGAAGAAGGGGGGCAAGGGGGUGGAGCCCCCGAUCAAGAAGCAGAAGGUUGCCGGGGACGCCGUUGAGAAGGCGGCCCCCCUCAUAAUACUCGAUGAUCAGCCCUCCGCUGACCCCCCCGGCAAUUGAUAAUCCGAUGGCUCAGACGGACCUUCCCUCGGGGAAGAUGCCUCGGGAGAUUAUUCGGCUCUCCCUCGCUCCGGGGGCAUCCGUACUGCACGGUUCAGCCGAGCCAUUGUCUUUCCUGAGGGGGAUUACCUCGAUGAUGGACAAAGAAGCCCUCUCCACCUAUAACGAUGACGCCCUCGAAGCCAGGGCCCUUCGAUCAGCUCUGACUGUAAGUUUUUCUACUUUGACUUGGUCUCAAUAUUUUAUCAUAAUCCCAAUGCCCGUCUGAACCCUCUGUCCGUUGUUCAACAGGCAUGCAUAACCUUCGGUGAGCAGGCCCGAAGGCGAGAGGAGUGGUGCCGUCAUAAGGCCGAGCUAGAGAGGUCCGUGGAGGAGCUGAUUCGCGACAAGGACGCUGCCCUUCGGGAGGUGUGCAAGUUGGAGGAUGCCCUUCGGCAAGCGGAGCUGCGGCUGAAGGAGGUCAGAGAAGACGGGAAGGCCGAGGGCAGGGCUGAGGCCGAGAGGGUUGCGGCCGAGGAGAGAAAACAAGCUGCCGAGGACGCCGAGAAGGCCAAAGCUGAAGCUGCUGCCAAAGCCCGAGAAGAGGCCAUUGCUGGGUUCACCUCCGAGGGCUGGAAAGCCGAGGGCCAGAGCGAGUGGGUGGCUUCUGUGGUGAAGGCCUCGAUCGAGGAGUGGGUGAGGGGCCCCGGGCUCGACUGGAUGAAUGAGAGGGGUGACACCUACUAUCAAGCUGGCGAGUUCUUCACCCAGCACCUGGUUUACCGGAGGCUCGCCCGGCAUUUUGGCACCUCCUUGGAUGAGUUCAAACCCUCGGUGUACGGCCUCCCCCCGUUACAACCGGAUGUGCGGGUCCCCCUCCCCGAGGGAGAAGAGCGCCCGGUGAUUCAUGAUUCCAUGAUGAUGGGCGUCGAUGAUGAUGCCGAGGACGCCACCGGGACGGAGGUUACCUCGAAGCCAUCGGGGGAGGGUGCCCCCGGGAAUGAUGUAGUUGAUGUGUAAUAUGUUUUUAUAAAUCUCUGAACAUAUUUUGUAAUGAAUAACUUUGAUCCUUCGGCUUCGGCCCGUUUGUAAUAGUAACAUCGCAAUUACACUUGCUUUUUUUUAUGAUUGAAUGAUCGCCUUCGGGCUUUGUAUAUAUGACUUGUUCCCUUCCAUUCCUUUCUUCUUGAAUGUAUGCCUCCGUUUCCUUGAGUGUAUGCCUUCGGUAUUUUUGAAUGUACGUGUUUUGUUCCUUUGAAUGUAUGUCUUAGGACUUAGAAUACUAUCUGAUUGUAGCUAGCCCUUAGGAGCCUUCGGUAGUUGGGCACCCUCUGCUGGAUAUGCAAUCGAGGGUUCAGCAGCAAUUAGGACUUAGAAAAUUUUUCUAAGUGUAGCACACCAUAGGGCCUACGGGUGUUUGCCGUAAUCCAAAUCCUAGGACUUAGAAAAAUUUCUAAAUGUAGAUUUCCCCUUGAGAGCCUUCGGGAUAUGGCCUCCCUUCCUGAUGUGUGAAUGUUGGGCCGAGGGCCGAAUGCACAGGAUUUAGAGAUUUUUUGCAUGUGUAGUAUGUCAUGUAGCCUUCGGCUACUGUGGAGCCCCACCUGUAAUAUUGAAUAGGCUGGGGGCUAAUCCUUUAGGACUUAGAAGAUUUUCUUGAGUGUUGAUUCCUUGUGAACUGUAGCCCUCGAUUGAUAGGUAGCCUUCGGCAAUUAUGUCCCUCGAGAUGAGGGCGAAAUAUGUAGGACUUAGAAAAAUUUCUAAGUGUAGAGUUUCCCUUGGGAGCCUUCGGGAGAUGGCAUCCCUUCAUGAUGUAUGAGCAGUUGACCGGGGGGGAAAUAUGCAGGACUUAGAAAAUCUUCUAAGUGUAGAGUUUCCCUUGGAGCCUUCGGGAGAUGGCAUCCCUUCAUGAUGUAUGAGCAGUUGACCGGGGGGGGGGGGGGGGGGGAAUAUGCAGGACUUAGAAAAUCUUCUAAGUGCAAAAUCUCCUUUGGGAGCCUUCGGGAGAUGGCAUCCCUCCUUGAUGUACAAGUAGUUGGCCGGGGAAAAGCAUGUAGUACUUAGAAAAUCUUCUAAGUGUGGAUUUCCCCUUGGGAGCCUUCGGGAGAUGGCAUCCCUUCUUGAUGUGUGGCCUUCGACUGUCAUAUUCCUCUAGUUGCAAUACUGACUGAGCCGGGGGCCCAUCUUUAGGACAUAGAAAUUUUCUUUGUUUGCAAGUGUUGUUGUAUCGCAUAGCCUUCGGCUAUUGUAUCCCCUUGGCUGUAGUGUUGAUUGAGCCGGGGGCCCAAUUUUAGGAUUUGGUAUUUUUCAAGUGUUGUUUCUUCGUGUAGCCUUCGGGUGGUAGGUGCCUUCUGUAUUUGUGCAUAACAGAUGCCUUCGGCGUUUGUUUGAAGUACCGUUUAGUGGACCUUGGAUAGUCCAGUCCCUUUGUAUUGUUGAAGCCUUCGGUGUUUUUGUGACCAGAGGUGACCAGGUAGUGGAUUUAGCCGUUUCCUGAUGAUAUUUCUUUGAGUAGUAUCAUUCGGGAAAUAGGAGUCUUCAAUUACCGGAGGUGUUCCCGUGGGGAGCCCUCGGCAUGUUGUGAUAUUGUUGGAGUGUACUCUUUGAUUUCUCGCUGAGUCUACUCCCCUUCACCCUUUUUUUUUUGGUUGGUGGUGAAGGGAAGGCAUCAAGAAACUUGGUUUCUUGGUAAGGCUGGGCCUAUUAGGAGACCAUCAGAAUACACCAAUGGCUCUCCUCCCUCGGGUUAACCUUCCGAGUUCCGAGGGGAUCGAGGGACGUUUCCUGGGCACAAGAUAUGGUGGUCCGUAACCUGCCUCCCCUUGGGGGAUGGCGCGGAAAGCGCCUCAUUUUUGAAAGUCGUCCCCUCGGCGCUAGACAUAGUCCGUGGCCUGCCACACCCUUGUGGUGGUGGUGCGGGGAGCGUUUCGGUUUGGAAGUCGAAUCCUGGGCAUUUCUCAUGCCUGUCAUACCCUGGGGGUAAUGACGCGGAUAGCGUUCCGUUUUUGAAAGUCGAAUCCUGGGCAUUUCUCAUGCCUGUCAUACCCUGGGGGUAGUGACGCGGAAAGCGUUUCAAGGAAGGGUUUUCAUUUGCACACUAGUUGCAAAUGGCCGGGGGCAUUACGUGCCGCCGGCACCGAUGGUGGCGCCUUCGGUAUAUGCGUCCUCGUGGGGUACGGCUUUUAGAAACAACACUUGGUGUUAGUUUCGAUGUGUAGCCCCCGAUACUUGGUACUGAGGGGUCUUCUGUAGGAACACUUGGUGUUCUCCUUUGUUGCAGUUGAUGGAGGUGUCUACCCUCGGUACUUGGUACCGAAGGGUCUUCAGUGAAACACUUGGUGUUUCCCAAUAAAUGUUUGGAAGUUGAUAGGAGAGCAUCUCCCUGGCACUGGGUGCCGAGGGGUCUUCUGUAGGAACGCUUGGUGUUCUUUUUUGUUGUUGGUGAUAGGAGUUUCCUCCCUCGGCACUGGGUGCCGAGGGGUCUUGACUGAAAACACGUGGUGUUUUCACUGUUUGUUGUAGGUGUUGAUGGUGUCCACCCUCGGCACUUGGCGCCGGGGGGGGGGGGGGGGGGGUUCUUCUCGUGGUGAGGCCUGGGGGCCUGUAGUCAGUAUGAGGGCUUGAUGUCUUGAAUGUAUCUUCAUUCUUCGAAAUUGGAGGCCUUGGACCAUAGGAUAGUACAUUCACUAGUUAUGAGGGCUUGGCCGCUCUUACAUUAUUGAUAAAAUUUAACUAAAUGGUGUACAUUCCAGUGCCUAGGGACUUCUUUCCCAUUGGGGCGUUUGAGCUUGUAGGUCCCGGGUUUGAUGAUGGCUGCUAUGAUGUAGGGGCCUUCGAAUUUUGGUGCCAUUUUUCCUCCCUCGGUUGGUUGGCUGGCUUCCCUCCUCCGGAGGACAUAGUCCCCCACUUGAAAUUCUCGGGUUCGAACUUUGGCGUCGAUGUAGCUUUUAACUUGCCUUCGGUAGUUUUCUGCCCGGAUGAAGGCCUGCUCCCGGCGUUCUGAAAUGAGGUGGAGGUCGAGGGCCAUGUUGCUGUCGUUGACCUCGGGGUCAUACUGGAUCACCCUUCGGGUAGGAAGGGUGACUUCCGUAGGAGCUUUGGCUUCAAAACCGUAGCAGAGGGAGAAGGGUGUUUCACCUGUAGCUCGCCGAGGGGUGGUGCGGUAGGCCCAAAGGAUGUUGUGAAGUUCUUCUACCCAGCCACCGCCCUCGGCCUCCAGCUUCUUUUUGAGGCCCUCGAGCAAGGUCCGGUUGGCGUUCUCUACUUGCCUGUUGCCUUGAGGGUAGGCAACGGAGGAGAAGGUGUGUUUGAUGCCCCAUGCCUCCAGAAGGGCACAGAAGGGGGCUGCCUCAAAUUGUGUCCCAUUGUCGGAGAUGAUCUGCUGGGGGACGCCAAACCUUGUGAGGAUGUUCUUGAGGACGAAGUGACGGCACUUCGCCUCCGUGAUGCUGGCGAGGGGUUCAGCCUCCACCCACUUGGUAAAAUAGUCGACGGCCACAAUGAUGUAUCUGUUGUUGGAGGUACCCCUCGGCAGAGGGCCCACAAGGUCUAUCCCCCAUCGAGAAAAAGGGACAGAUGUGCUGAUGGGGGCAUAGUUGACCGCUGGCCUGCCGGGGGCUUUCUGGAAAUGUUGACAUGCGGUGCACGUCCGGGCAAGGUCAGCACAAUCCCUGGCCAUGGUUGGCCAGAAGUAGCCCUGGAGAAUGAGCCUUCGGGACAUGGAGAAGGGUCCUUGGUGAGCUGAGCAAGUGCCACUGUGCACUUCCUCCAUUGCGACCUCGGCUUCAUCUGGAUGAAGGCACCGAAGUAGCGUGCCAUUGUAAGAUCGUUUGUAGAGCCUUCCAUCUUCGAUGGUGUAGCUGGGAGCCCUCAGCUUUGCCAGUUUAGUGCGGGCCUCAUUCUCGGGCAGCUGCCCUGUGGAGAUGAAGGCGGUGAUAUCUGAGAUCCAAUCCUCAUGACGUUGUUGUAUGUUCAUCACGGGGCUUGCAUGGAUGCUUGAGAGGCUGAGUUCCUCGAUUUUGGCAAUUUUGGAGAUGUGCUCGGGGGAGUCUGCCGAGAGUUUAGAUAAUAUGUCGGCCUCGGAGUUCUGAGCCCUCGGUAUUUGAGUGAGAGAGUGUGCCUCAAAUACCUUAAGCAACUCCUUGGCCGCUUCCUUGUACUGUUUCAUUCUCUCCUCCUUGGCCUCAUAUUCUUCGGAGAUUUGGCCAACGACCAACUUGGAGUCGCAUUUGAUGUGGAUCUGCCGAGCCCUCAUGUUGGCAGCCAGCCGAAGGCCACAUAAGAGGGCUUCAUAUUUGGCCUCAUUGUUGGAGACCUUGAAGGAGAAGCGGAUUGCAUAGUAGGCCCUGAAGCCCUCGGGAGUAAUGAGGACUACCCCUCCCCCGCAUGUUUUGGUCGCGGAGGAGCCAUCAGUGUAGAGGGUCCACCAGUCGUCCGAGGUAGCCGAGGGCUCCCCGUCCGUGGCUGCCCUUGCGGUACAUUCCGUCACAAAGUCCGCUAGGGCUUGGCCCUUGAUGGCAGGCCUUGGAAGGAUGUCAAUGUUGUACUGGCUCAAGAAGAUAGCCCAUUUCACCAUGCGGGAGGAGCUGAUGGGGCUCCUCAUGAGGGCACCGAGGGGUUGAUGAGUGAGGACCUGAACCGGGUGAGCCUGAAAGUAGUGGCCCAGCUUUUUGACAGUCCAAACGAUGGCUAACACCGUUUUUUCCACAGGGGAGUACCUGAGCUCGGCCUCCCUUAGGGUCUUGCUAACGUAGAAGAUGGCAUGUUGGAUGUCGUCUUCCUCCCUUAUGAGUACAGAGCUGAUGGCCGCCGGGCUAACCCCAAGGUAGAGGUAUAGGGUCUCCCCUACCUUGGGUUUGGAGAGCACAGGAGGUGAAGAUAGAUAUCUUUUGAGCUCGUCGAAAGCCCCCUGGCAUUCUGGAGUCCAUAGAAAGCCAGCCGUCUUCCUCAUGAUCUGGAAGAAGGGUAGAGAUUUUUCCGCCGAUUUAGAUAGGAAGUGGUUGAGGGCUGCCAGGCGGCCCGUCAACCGUUGAACUUCCUUCACAUUGCGUGGGGGCUCCAUGUUGAUGAUGGCCUGGAUUUUCUCGGGAUUGGCCUCAAUACCCCUUCGGCUCACCAUGUAACCCAAGAACUUGCCCCCUUGGACGCCGAAGGUGCACUUCUUCGGGUUUAGCCGAAGGUUGAAUUUUUGCAUGAUGGCGAAGAUUUCCCGGAGGUCGUCAGCAUGGCUGGAAGAUUGUUUGCUCUUGACGAUCAUGUCGUCAACAUAGGCCUCCAUGGUGCGCCCUAAGACGGCUUGAAAGACCCGGGCCACCAUCCGGGUGUAAGUGGCCCCCGAGUUCUUUAGGCCGAAGGCCAUCACUAGGUAGCAAAAGAUGCCUUCGGGAGUCAUGAAGGCAGUUUUUUCGGCGUCCUCCUCGUGCAUGAAAAUUUGAUGGUACCCUCGGAAGGCAUCGAGGAAGGACAUGAUCUCACACCCUGCGGUCUCAUCCACCAAUUGAUCAAUGUUUGGUAGAGGGAAUGGAUUCAUAGGGCAUGCUUUGUUGAGAUCGGUGUAGUCCACGCACAUGCGGAAGGUAGGGGGCUUCUGUGCGAGGACUACAUUCGCUAGCCAUGAGGGGUAAUUUACCUCCUUGAUGUGCUUGAUAGAGAGGAGCAUGGCGACUUCCUUCUUCACAAAUUCCCUCCUCUCGGCGGAGAGGGGCCUUCUUCGUUGCUGCACUGCCUUUGCCGAAGGGUCCACCGAGAGGCGGUGGGUGAUGACCCUUCGGCUGAUUCCCGGCAUGUCCUCCGGCCCCCAUGCAAAGACAGUGGAGUAGGCGCGGAGGGCGUCGGUGAUACCGGUCUUCAAAUCUUCAGGGAGCUGGGCUCCAAUCUUCACGACUCUCUCCGGCUGGGCCGGAUCGAGCGCAAAGUCUUCUACGUCCUCGGCCGGUUCAGCCCUCGGCCUUCUUUCCUCUUGGUCGACGGCUCCGGUGAUGGUGUCAACACGGAAUUCCGUCUUGCUGACCUUCCUAGUGACCUGAAGAUAGCAGGCGCGGGCAAUUUUUUGGUUCCCCCGGGAGUAGCCAAUGCCCCCCUCGGCGGGAAACUUGAGGCAGAGAUGCCUCAUGGAGAUGAUGGCUUCGAGGUCCUCGAGGGCUGGCCGGCCGAGGAUGAUGUUGUGAGCGCAGUCAAUGUUGACGACGACGAACUCCACUUCGAGCUGGGCUCUAUGGAUCCCGUCGCCGAAGAUCACCGGGAGGGUUAUUACCCCCUCGGAAUCAAUAGUAUCGCCGGUGAAGCCGGCAAGAGGGGUUUUAAUGGGCCGAAGGGAUCCCCUCUCCAGAUGCAGCUCUCUGAAGGUGCUGAGGUACAUUACAUUGACGGAGCUGCCCGUGUCAACGUAAGUUCGGUGAAUGAUGGUGUCGUUGAUCUCCGUCCGAAUUACCAAGGCAUCCCUGUGAGGAGAAGAAGUAGGAGGGAGAUCUGCGUUGGUGAAGGUGAUGGGUUCCUCCCUCAAUCGCUUUACCGGGGGCAUAUGAGUGACUUCCCCUACGUAAAGCGAUUGAGCCCACUUCUUUCGCUGGCUGGUGGAAUCACCCCCUGUGUUGCCACCGGUGAUCAUGAGGAUGUGGCGUUUCUUCUCCUGGUAGUGGGGGUAUUCCUCCUCCUCUUCUUCCAAGUUUCCGAUCUCCCUUUUCUUGCCGAGGGGGAUGGUGUUUGGAUUCACCCAGGCAUUUACCUUCGUAUGGUGCCCUCGGGGAGGUCCCUGAUGAGAAGGUCCCUCCUGCCGAGGGCUCUGGACAAACUGGGACAGGUGCCCUGCCUGUAUUAAUCUCUCGAUGGCCGUCUUCAGCUGAUGGCAGUCAUCGGUCCUGUGCCCCUGGUGCCGAUGGAAGCGACAGUAGGGGAACUGAGGGUUGAUAGCGUGUACCUCCGGGGGUGCGCGAGAGUCGCGCUCAACGAGGCCCCUCUCCUCGGCAAAAUCGAGGAUGAUGCUGACGGGGUGCGUCAAUGGUGUCCGAGGGCGGUCCAGGAGAAUGGGCUGGGCCCAAGUCUUAGGGUUGCUCUUAUAACCUCCCCCGGGCUUGGCUUGGCCUUGCCGAGGGUGGUCAUCGGAGGGUCCCGAAGUCUUGGGGCGAUUUGGAGGAGCCCCCGGCCCUCGGUUAUGCUUGUUGUCAGCCCUCGGGGGCUGCUGGUCCGGGUGUUGGUGAUACUUCUCCACCUCCUCGGCCUCAGCAUACCGGUCCCCCCGCUGCAAGGCCCUUAUGUAGUCGCGGGGGGGUUCAAUGAUGAGGCUCCUUGAAAAGUUGCCGGUGCGGAGGAUGGUUUGUAGGAGGGCCAGGAGGGUCCCGUCAUCAGCACCGUCGACCUUGUCGGCCUCCGUCCUCCAGCGCUCUAGGAAAUCCCGAAGGGUCUCAUCCUUCUUCUGGCGUAUUGUUAGGAGGUGGGAGAAGUGCUUCCUUGUGCGACGCCUCCCGGCGAAUUGUGUCAAGAAUCGUUGGGCGAGUUCUUGCCACGAAUCAAUGCAGCCCUCGGGCAGCCUGUUGAACCAUUCGUAUGCUGGUCCCUCUAAGGUGGAGAGGAACCAACGACACAAAUAUUCGUCUGACGCCCCCACCAUCAUCAUGCUGUUCUGGUACUUGCUGUAAUGUUCCUGGGGGUCCGUUUUCCCGCUGUAGGGCUGUAUGUGUUGCCCUCGGUAUUUCUCCGGGAUCCGGGCCGCCAAUACCCUUGGGGUAAAUGGCGUCCGAGUCCAGAGCUGGAUGACGGGUUCCCCGGAGCCCUCGGCCACCUUCUUCUGUAACUCCUCCAUUUUGGCCAUCAUGGCCUCGUAUUUGAGAUCUGAGUGAGGGGUGGAUGUGGUGGCGUGAGCUUUGUUGGACUCCAUUUCGUCAAGCCGGCGCUGGAGAGCCGCAUUAAUCUCGUCCCGGGGGUCCCUCGGGAGGGUCUCCUCCCCCUGCGAACGAACCCGGGCCGAGUGGGCCUGGUUGAUUUGGUGCCGAGCAUCAUCGGCAUGAAGGGGUGCCUUGCCUUUGUCCCGAGGGGGACGCUCCUCGUCUGCCCUCGAAACAGAUCCCCCACUUUCCUGGGGCCUUUGGAGUGCUUUCCCCCCGAGGCGGUCUUGGACCCCUCGGCGGUCUGGCCCUCCUCCGAGCCGGUUGAGGGCGGAAGUACGGGGCCUCUCCUUGUUGUCAUUAUGGCGGUCCCGGGACUGAACUUCCUGGGAGGAUGUUUCUUGGGCCACCACCCCUUCGUCGUUUCUCACCCGAGGGGUGGGAUUUCCGAAGGGGUGUGGCAGAGGGGGAAGUAUGAUAUUUUCCCCGAUCUGAGGGUGAGCUGGAGCCAGGGUGCCGAAGGCACCCGGGUUCUGGGUGAGCGUUUGGAUGAAGGCGGAGAGCGCCGAUUGUACGUCGAUGGUGAGAACCGGAGGGUUGACUUGGUCAUCGCUCCGGUUUUUCUUCUUGGCCUCGAUGCCGAGACGGGCAUCGGGGGCGUUUUGGGGAAACGGGGUGCUAUUUAUAGUAGCAAUAAAUGCCGGGCAGGGACACGUGUCAAGCGCUCAUUAGCCGAGGGGUCACCUCAACUGGUUGGCGCUGGCAGCCGCAUGUGGCCGCAUUUAAUGCGGCUGUUGGACGGGACGUCUGUGCAGGGUACGGUGAUCUGUACGCAUGUGAGGCAGAUAUCUUGUCGAGUGAGAUGCCUUCGGCUAUAAAGCAGUAACCGAGGGCUCUCCCACCCGAUGGCACCCUGGUGCCGAGGGCUCACAGUGCCGAGGGCUACUGUUUUCGCCAUUUUCUCCCAGUUUCCUAAUUUGCUUGAGAAACCCGCUCUGUGAUAAUUUGGAGCCUUCGGCCAGGGGGCCGAAGGCACCCCUGUGCGUUGUGCAGACUGCUUGGUACUCUGGGCGCUGUGAUUUGGGCCUGUUGGGCCUUUGCUGGAGUAGUAGGAGUCUGUGGGCCGGGGGUUCCCGGGCCAUAUACUCUAUCACAUUUCAUUUUCAUUUACCUCAGUGCCGCAAAGGCUCCCACCUACGGUGGGGUAAGGGAGGAUCUGUUGUACGCAGUCUUACCCCUGUACUAAAGCACAGAGAGACUGUUUCCGGAUGAUCCAUAGUGAAAUCCAUCCAAAAUUGCAUGGACUGACUGAUGCUUAAUAACAAAGAAGUCUAGACAAUUUAGUGAGCCAUUUUGCUUUAUUCCAUCAUAAAUAAUGAAUAAUAAAUUUUUGGCAAAAAAUUUAUGAAUUUUUGACUCCAUUUCAAAUGAUGGAAAAUAAAAUUAGAGAGAGCCAUAUAUAUUCUUUAUAAGGAUUAGUUUCAGAGACCAGCUUGUUCACUCCCUCUCCAAAUGUAAUUUCAAACUCUGCUUGCUUGUAUGGCCUUGAUACCUUACUCUUUUGAACUCUUACACGCACUCUUAAUCCAACUUCUUCAUCUCCUUUGGCUUUAUCUUGAAUUUCUGCGCACCCCUUGGAAGCUUGCAGAAAUUCAUGCUUGAUUAAGAAGAAGCAUGAAAGUCUUCAUGCUUAAAGGAGUCUGCUUAUCUCCUGCUUGCAGAAAUUCAUGGUCUAUUGAGUUGGCGUGUGAGAAUGAACGUAGGUGGGCUGCGCCUUAUGGACUACACAUAAUCAAGAUGAUCCCAAUCAAAGCAAGAACCACUAGGAUGCACCAUCGCACUAUAAAGAGUGAUUCCCUCAUGUGUGAAGUAAACCCUUGAGAUGUAAUCAUAACACGACAAUUCUCGAUGUUGAUCCACGAUUGCAUCACCAUGAAAACGUAUGGACUGCUCAAGUUGAAACUCACAACAUAACCAUGCUUUGUCUUUGGAAUUAACAACAAAAC
Molecule: messenger RNA, 16860 nt
Organism: Cuscuta europaea
Lineage: Eukaryota; Viridiplantae; Streptophyta; Magnoliopsida; Solanales; Convolvulaceae
Source: the annotation of a GenBank genome assembly